AUGUCCGACUCUGAAAGCUACAACUCCACCUCGGCCAACCAGGCCGUGCCCCAGCGCCCCGACCAUGUCUUAAACGACCACAGACAACAACGGGAGAACUUGCCUCCUCCUGAUGAGGAAGGCCCCGAGGCUGCGAGGCCUAGGAGGAAUUUCGAGAUUCCUCGAGUCCGCAGAAACACUCGUUCCCAGUCGGUCAGCGAGGCUCUUUCUGCCGAGGAUGCUGCAUAUUUGAUGAGACGGUCCAGCAGACAUUCCCGCAGCUCCUUGGAGAGACAGGACCAAUUGAAUAUUUUAGCUAGAUACCGCACCAACGACACCUUUGGCUCUGACGCUAACGCUCCUCAGUUUCUGAGACGUGACCGCAGACCUUCCAAGGUUUCGAUGGACAGCGAUGCUGAUUCCCACGCUUCCAGAACCUCUCAAGAGACAGAAGAGGACGUUUGUUUCCCUAUGUUGCGGGAGCAUGUUCGUGUGAAUGGAAUCGAUUUUGAUGAAAUUGAGGAGUUCAUCAAAGAAGAGAGAGAAAAUGCUGAACAGCUCAGACAACAGGCCAACAUGAUUGCCCUGAACACUGGCUGGGACGCGCUGUCCUCUGGAAGAUCUACGGGCAAUGCACUCUCCGGUAGACCCUUGAGCAAGAAUGCAGCCAAGUACACUCCCAAGCACAUCUUGUCGAAGAUCAGAACAAACAAUGACCUGAUCUCCCAAAAGGCUCCCUCCAUCCAAGGAACCACUACUGACAAGGGGAGGCAUGGCUCGGAGUCGUCCGACUCGGCUUUCUACGAGAAGAACACCCCUGAUGACGAGUCCUACGUUGUCAAGUUUGGUGGUGCCAAGAUCAAUGAGGACGAUGACGUCGCCUUGCCAGAGCGUUUCUCUUUCUUUCACUCUGACAACGAGGAAACCGUCCACUCCCCUGACAUUCCGUCCUUGGUUGAGCCGGGACAGACUGUUCAGGAUUUGUUCAAGAAUGGAGAUGGCACUUGGUGGUUGGAUGUUACCUGUCCAACUGACGCUGAAGUGAAGACGUUGGCUAAGGCCUUUGGCAUUCAUCCUUUGACUGCGGAAGAUAUUAGAAUGCAAGAGACCCGUGAGAAGGUCGAAUUGUUCCGCAGCUACUACUUUGUGUGUUUCCAUACUUUUGAGCCCGACAAGGAGUCUGAGGACUACUUGGAGCCUAUCAAUUUCUACAUCGUUGUUUUCAAAGAGGGUGUCUUGACUUUCCAUUUCGCUCCUGUUCCUCAUCCAGCCAAUGUUAGAAGAAGAGUCCGUCAGUUGAGAGAAUAUGUUGACGUGAACGCUGAUUGGCUUUGUUACGCUAUGAUCGAUGACAUCACCGAUGGUUUUGCGCCCGUCAUCAUGGGUAUUGAGUAUGAAGCCGAUGCUAUUGAAGACUCGGUUUUGACUGCCCGUGAGAUGAACUUCAGCUCCAUGUUGCGUAAAAUUGGUGAAGCAAGAAGAAAGGUCAUGACAUUGAUGAGACUUCUCUCGAAUAAGGCAGAUGUUAUCAAGAUGUUCGCCAAGAGAUGUCAGGACGAGAAUCCUUAUGGCGCCCGUGCAUACGAGGACUUCAGCCCACCUCCAAAGUCAGGCAGUGAAUCUGCCAAUCAAUCUGACUUCAAUCAGCAAAGGGGAAAGGUCGCACAACCACGAGCUGACAUUGCAUUAUAUUUGGGCGACAUUCAAGAUCACGUUCUCACAAUGUACCAAAACUUAGGUGCUUAUGAGAAGAUUUUUAGCAGAUCACACUCCAACUACUUGGCACAAUUACAAGUCGAAUCUUUCAACGCUAACUUGAGGGUCACAGAAAUUUUGGGAGGUGUCACCUUGCUCGGUACCUUGAUCUUGCCAAUGAACUCGGUAUUUUCUGCCUUCGGUAUGAACGUUGAGGUGCCCGGACAGGAAGUUGCUGGACUUGCUUGGUUCUUCAGUAUUAUUGCAAUUUCUUUCAGUGUUGUUGUUUGCUUGCUUUGUUUCGUUAGACUUUACUUGAAGUCUCGUGAGAGAUCUAUCAUAAAACAAGAAGACGAGAAGAGAUCUAUCAGAUCGUUGGGUAUGAAAAUCAAGUCUAGGUCCAGAGAUGCGGCCAAGUCCAUCAUUAGUUUCCCCAAAGGUUACGAUUAG
Molecule: messenger RNA, 2124 nt
Organism: Candidozyma duobushaemuli
Lineage: Eukaryota; Fungi; Ascomycota; Pichiomycetes; Serinales; Metschnikowiaceae
Gene: ALR1
Product: Mg(2+) transporter
Exons: 1
Coding region: 1-2124 (707 amino acids)
Biological process (GO): magnesium ion transmembrane transport; intracellular magnesium ion homeostasis
Cellular component (GO): plasma membrane
Molecular function (GO): magnesium ion transmembrane transporter activity
Source: RefSeq, a predicted model, not a curated record